AUGUCGGGUGAGAGAGAGAAGGCGCUUUUGCGGUUGAUGUGGCAUUUGAUUCCAACAAAAGAGGGUAAGAAGGAGUUUGAUCGCCGGACGCGUGAGUAUGAGCAAGGAGUGGAGAAAUCCGAGGGAUGUUCUCGCUUACUCGUGCUUUAUGCCAGAAUAGGCCUUCAUCGUUACAAUAUGCUCCAGGGAAAAAACUUAGAGCUCAUCAGCGUAAAGAAAUACAACAAGUCCACAUGGUGUGCUCCUUGCCUUUACUACAUAACUUUGGAAGCCAUGGAUCCAGCUACCAAUUCGCCUCUCACUUUUCAGACGAAAGUUCAGGAACUUAGGUAUGGCGAAAUGAAUUUGAAGUGCGAUAUCGCUAGGCCUCUAGGUGAUAUCAAGAGAAGCAGCGAAAGCGAAAACUCAAAGUCAAAGCCAUGUCGCCUGCUGGAGAAGUCAGAGGUACAAGUGAAUAACGACUGGAUUCGUCUCUACUUGGAACUUGCUAUUGCCACGACGAAUAGGAGCCGCGUUAAGAAUCAUGAUCUGUCCGACUUGAAGAUUGUAAAAGUGGCUGUAGAUACAAGUAGACAAGAUGUGGAAGAGGGACUCGAGGACUCGAAGCUUUUUGCAAUUGUCUACAUAAGGUACAAGGACCCGUAG
This is a messenger RNA of Microthlaspi erraticum, 645 nucleotides long. Lineage: Eukaryota; Viridiplantae; Streptophyta; Magnoliopsida; Brassicales; Brassicaceae. The record is from the annotation of a GenBank genome assembly.